UGUUUUUAGAACUGAAAACACAAAGAGCAUUUAAAGUACAGGCUUGGUUAGGGAUACGUUGUUGGUGAGCGCUUGAAGAGGAUUUCUUUAUAAAAACAAUUAAUUGUUCCAUUAGAGUUUUUGUAUGUGUAGAAGAAUUGUUAGAGCACCUGGUUCUCCACAUGUAUCAAUAGUUACCCUUUUAUUUAUCAGUUUGAUGAACAUCUGAAAAGAAAUGGGUCCUCGUACAGCAGACAGUACUUCUAAGAAUGAAAAAGCCACUAAGAGUGGGAGCUGUGUUGGUCCAGCAAGACCCAGGCUAAGAAGCAGCAGCGAUGGAAGCAUUUACACCAGAAGAACAGUUGGUGACCGCAGUUCUUUCUCUUCCCUCACACUCUCCAACCCUAAAUCAGUCCUGAGAAGACCAGUGAGCACAGAGGAACUGCAAACACCAGGCGGCCCCUACAUUAAGAAAACAUUCACAAUUGUGGGUGAUGCAGUGGGAUGGGGGUUUGUGGUUAGAGGAAAGCAGCCAUGCUACAUUCAGGCUGUGGAGCCAUUUGGUCCAGCUGCUGCUGCUGGGAUGAAGGUACGACAGUUUGUGGUCUCUGUGAAUGGUCUCAAUGUUCUCGAUCUGGACUACAGGACAGUCAGCCACCUGAUCCUCACUGGACCCAGAACUGUAGUGAUGGAGGUGAUGGAGGAAAGAGACCACUGGGGAGAAGAAGAAAUGCAAUUUACUCAAGAAUCAAACUAGAGAAUAGUUACCAUGUGUUGAGAGGCAGGAUAGGUUCUUUUUAGAUUACAGGUUUGAAUCAACUUUGUAGCGCAGUAUUUUAACAAAGACGCAUGGGAUCUUGUGUUAUGAAAAUUAGAAAAUUCAGUCUUAGAUGAAUACAUCGGCCAAUUCACCAACAACCUGAUGAUUUAGUCCAAGAGUUCAAUUAUUGUCAUUUAUGGCAUUAAGAAUUGGUACAAUGUUUAAAUUCAAGCCUUAAAAUUGUUGGAACGGGUUCUGCAGAAGAAUGAAAUGCAUUGUAUUUCACUGGCAGCUAAAAGGUUAUUGGAAUAUCUGAAACAAUAAAUAGCUCAUAUGUCUUUAAA
Molecule: messenger RNA, 1083 nt
Organism: Xiphophorus couchianus (Monterrey platyfish)
Lineage: Eukaryota; Metazoa; Chordata; Actinopteri; Cyprinodontiformes; Poeciliidae
Product: DEP domain-containing mTOR-interacting protein-like
Exons: 5
Coding region: 215-736 (173 amino acids)
Biological process (GO): G protein-coupled receptor signaling pathway; positive regulation of GTPase activity; regulation of signaling
Cellular component (GO): plasma membrane
Molecular function (GO): protein binding; GTPase activator activity; guanyl-nucleotide exchange factor activity
Source: RefSeq, a predicted model, not a curated record